AAUAAAUUUAAAAUAUUGUUCAAGAUGACUGAUACAUACAAUGAAAAGUUUGCUGAUCGGGUUGCACAACUCAGCAUUUCCAAAUUUAUGAGUUUGGGGAAGACAGGGAAGCCGAAGGAACACACAGAGUGGACCUUACUGGCAUGCAUCUUGCAGUUGGAGGAAGGCAAUAUGCAGGUUGUGUCUUUAGGAACGGGUUCAAAAUGCAUUGGGGCUUCACAGCUAACAGGAACAGGAGACAUCCUUCAUGAUAGUCAUGCAGAGGUAGUGGCCAGGAGAGCUUUUGUACUCUAUCUCUUAGAACAGGUUGAUAGAGCAGUGAAAGGCCAAGAGAGCCUGUUCCAAGAGGAAGAAGGGAAGUAUGUUAUCAGGGAAGGAGUGACCUUUCACUUUUAUGUUAGUCACACUCCCUGUGGUGAUGCGUCUAUAUUCCCAAAGCAGGGAUACGAUGAAUACUAUGGUGACUGCCUGAAGACAUCUUGUACACAGCAUUAUAUUAUUAAUCAAGAGUAUGUUUGCGACACACAUCCUGUUAUGUUUGAGCAGGUUUCAGACUCAUCAAUUGAGGCCAACAAGGACAGAAAUGAAUUUGAACAGCCAACCAAGAAGUUGAAAAAAAACAGCAUUAUUUCUAGUUGUGCAGAUGGCACAAAAUGCCAUCAGAGCAAAUCUGAAAAAGAAACACCAUCCGAGAGCUGGUCAUGGGCUGUCACUGAAAAGUCUAACGAGAAAAGCAAUAAAAAUCUAGAAAAUCAAGAUAUUCACCGAACAGGAGCAAAGACUGUGGAAGGUGAACAGGAAGACCCAAGAUUGCCUGGGGCUGAUUAUCACGUCACUGGUGCUUUGCGCACAAAACCAGGGAGGGGAGAUCCCACCCUUUCCAUGUCCUGCAGUGACAAAAUCUUCAAAUGGACUGUUUUAGGAGUACAAGGAGCUCUCCUCAUGCUUUUCCUCAAAAGUCCAGUGUACUUGGAAACCAUAACCAUUGGUCAUUGUCCUUACAGUCAGGAAGCCAUGCUCAGAGCUUUAUUCAGUAGAUUUGAAACCAAAUUGAAAAAUGUUCAGCUCCCAGUAGGUUUUAGAAUUGUUACUCCAUAUUUGCUCUCUUCAGGCAUUGGCUUCCCUUUCUCCAGAGACAAUGUUACCCAGUUGUCUCCAGACCCCAGGAAGGUCAUGCCGUCCCCCACUUGCCUCGUCUGGAGCAACACUUCAACUCACCAAGACAAGCACGAAGUCGCAACAAAUGGCAGGAAGCAUGGCAUAACCAAAAAAGCAAUUGGCACACCCAAAAGUUGGGUCAGUAUAUGUUGCAAGUCUCUCCUCUUGAAGAUCAAAGACAUUGCUCACAGUGAUCAGUGCUACAUCAGUAAUGGGAUAGACUUCACAAAUCAUAAUUAUGGCAAGAUAAAGGCUCAUGCAAGGAGUUACUACCAAGCAUGGAAGGAAUUAAAAAGUAAUGUUCUAGACAACUGGACUGCUAAACCUAGCUUUGUUAAAACUUUCAAAGCCUAAAACUUUAAAUGAGUGUGAAGUUAUUCAAUUGUGAAUGCAGUGUUAUUCCUACCUUUUUAGCCUAUGGCAGAUGAUAUGUUGUUGCAUGUGAAUUGUAAAAAUAUCUUGACAAUUUUUGUAUUUAAUAUUUUGUAUAAUGCACAAUUUUUACUUAAGGUUAUGAUGGAGUGACUAGACUUAUAAAGUAAAUGUGCUUUACUUUUUUUUUUCUUUCUUUCUUUUUUUUUUUUUUUGGUUGUGCAAAGUUUUCAUAAUUCAUAUUUUAUAAGAGAGGGAAAAAGAUAUGACUUACACUAAGGUAUGGAACUCUUCUGAUAAUGUCCGAGAAAAGAAAUAAAAGUUUUUUAAAGAGAUAUAA
Molecule: messenger RNA, 1870 nt
Organism: Penaeus indicus
Lineage: Eukaryota; Metazoa; Arthropoda; Malacostraca; Decapoda; Penaeidae
Gene: Adat1
Product: tRNA-specific adenosine deaminase 1-like
Exons: 1
Coding region: 25-1512 (495 amino acids)
Biological process (GO): tRNA processing
Molecular function (GO): RNA binding; tRNA-specific adenosine deaminase activity
Source: RefSeq, a predicted model, not a curated record